GUUGGUUAUCGUUUUUGCCGCUACACAGCUUUGCCUAGGUAGGGAUGCGGAGCGCAGGUUGAACGCCAUAUUUUUGCCAGAUUAUUUUGGUAUCAUGAAACGAUAAGGACUUGUACGAGCUGUACCUGCUUCGCCCCAAGUCUGACGCGAUGCUCAGCAACACUACCAACAAGCUGAAUGUACUGGUCAACAAGCUGCACGAAUACUUGGCUCACUCCACAGUUGAAGACAGCAAUGGCACGCCAGCCUCAGAGGAUGUUGAUGGUCUGACAAACCGGAGCUGCCCUGUGGGAAACUCAAUAGGUCAAACUGCAGCAGAGGCAGGAGUGGAUACCAAGUACUCAAGGAGAAAACCCUCUGUUGUCACAAAGCACUCUGGUCUGGAUGAAUCUGGGGACUCAAAUGCAAGUGAGGACGUGGAUUUACCCGUCAACGCAAAUGGUCACCCUGAUAUCACUAGACUGCCCAAAGGCACUGUAUUGGUCAGGCCCGAACCUGUUGAUAAUGCAAGAGAUGACUUCAGGGGUCCUGAGUUCCGCAGUCGGAAAUCGAGCACACUGCGGAAGGAGUUCUCGAGAAGACGUCGAGCAGUUGAACACAUAGGAAUUGUCAGCUGCACCGCGUGUGGCCGACAAGUAAACCACUUCCAGAGAGAUUCCUUCUACCGGCAUCCAGUUCUGAAAGUACUUAUUUGCAAGUCUUGCUACAAGUACUACUUAAGUGACGACAUCAGUAAGGAUGGAGAUGGAAUGGAUGAGCAGUGCAGAUGGUGUGCAGAAGGAGGCAACUUGAUCUGUUGUGACUUCUGUAGUAAUGCCUUCUGCAAGAAGUGUAUUCUGAGAAAUUUGGGAAGGAAGGAGCUGUCUGGUAUCUUGGAGAGCAAAUGGUACUGCUACGUGUGUAACCCGGAGCCCCUUUUGGACCUGGUGAUGGCCUGUGACGGUGUCCUCGAGAACAUGGAGCGUCUGUGGCGUCAGCAGCGCAAAAGGAACCGAGCGGAGCCAGAGAAAUCCGGACUUUAUGGCAUGUUGCCACACUUGCCACAGAACAUUCCUUUGGAUAAGUGGGAUCACACUGGAAUGGAUGGUAAUGUGGUGUUCAACUAUAACAAACUGCAGAUUUCCAAGGACUUGACCAAAAAGGCCAAACAUUUAGUGGACUCAACAAACAGCUUAAACCGAACAUUUAUCAAUUUCAUUCAUGCUGUGACAACAAACAAACAAACUCCCAGUGUUCGCCAUCUGUAUCUAAAGUCUUUUUUGUCAGUAAUUAAAGGCUUGCGAAAAUCACUUACCGUACUUGAGGACAGCCUCAAGGAAGAAUUCAGUGACUUGGAUGUAUUUAACUGUUGGGAAAAGUUCCUCAGUGAUGACGUUGAUGCGCAACCUGUAGCAGACACAGAGCUGGAUAUCUCUGAUGAAAGAAGCUUGACUGACUUGCAGAAACUGGCAGCUGAACAUAUGGAAGAUGAUGAUUCUGACUCCAAGGGCUUCAUAGAUGGGAGAAGUGCACUUGACUGCCCUGGGGAGGACAUGGAUUCAGACUCACAUGAAGCCAGAGAGAGGACACAAAAGAUUUGCCCGAAGCCCCCUUACGCAGGGGUCAACAUGACUAAAAAACUAAUAGUGAAACUUACACCUGUACCUAUGGAGCGGGAGUUUUCCUCUCAUGCCCCAAAGAUGGAGGAGGACAUUCACACGAAGAAUAAAAAGCCAAAGGAAAAAGAUGCAUCGGAAGUAAAGGAGACAGGUGGUGUGUGUGCGAAAAAUGAAAGCAAGAUGAGCAAUGACAACUCUGGUGCAUCUGUACACCUGGAAGAGGAACAAGGCAAUAGACGGUCUCCUCGCGUGAAGACGACACCUUUGCGUCGUCCAAGUGACGUCAAGGCCAAAGCGUCUCUUUCAGCAGCCGACAGUGACAGUGACUCUGACCCUGAGGAAGCCCCCAGCACAGUACCUGCCAAAAACACUGAAGAACAAAGUCUAAGCAGAGCAAGAGACGACUCCGACUCAGAUGAAGUCCCUCCAGCUCUGCUUGAACGAGCAGCUAUGACACAAAGCUCCGAUGAACCCCAGAGUGACGAGGAUGGUGGAAAAGCGUCAACUAAGGUCACCAAGAAAUGCCUCUUCUGGCUCACAAAGAACACCCCGAUCUCACCGGAGAAGAUGCGCCGCAAACGCAAGAUGCUGGACUGCUCUCCCGAGUCUGACUCAAGUGACAGAAUAGUCAAAGCUCGAAGGGAAAGUGGGACAGAUUCCUCUAGUGAUGAUCAAGACUCACAGAAGAAAAUACAACAGUUGAAUACGCUGAGGUCAAUAGGGAAGCCUCACCUCAUCAAAAGAGAGAAGGAAAGUGUGGCAAGAAAACGGGGGAGGGUACGAGCAGGGAAGUCUAAGACUAAAUCUCGUCGGGACGCAAUCGAGUCGACAUCCUCAUCGAGUGAAGAUGAACACGAUGACGACUCCGGGAGUGACGCAAGUGAUCAGAAGAUGAAGCCGAUCACCGAAGAUGUGGCCUUACUCGGGGCAGCGGCGUUCCAUCAGUCGUCAGGAGAUGAGGAGCAGUCUGGGCCCUCGUGGGCAGCAGAAGAUGAUGAUGAUCCAGAAAAUAGAAUCGCUAAGAAAAUGCUGUUGGCCCAAAUCAAAGCCAACUACUCCUCGGGUGAUGAUAUCUCUUCAGAUGAGGAAACACAGGAGGAUGAAUCCGAGUCGGAGGGUGACAAGGAGGUCAAACAAGGCAACGAGGAUAACGGAACAGAUGAAAAUGGGGAGGACUUGGCUUCCGAAUCAUCUGACAACACAUCCAAUGGGCCCAACUCCAGGCACCAUCUGCUCCACCACAAGCUCACCUUAGAUGAGGGAACAUCAAGUGACAAGGGCACAGCAGAGGGUGAAGCAGGAAAGCAGCAGAGCAAGAAAGGAGCCAGCAGCAAACACCUGAGCUCUGAUAGUGAAAGUGGUGAUGAGUGUAUAGAGUUGGACCUAGAUGACCUGGGAUUGAGUGAGGAGCUGAGUCAGUCGGAGGAUGAAGAACAGUUCAAAAGCUCCAGAUUAUCCACUAAAACGAAGGAAGCGUCCUGUAGUUACGAAGAGAAGAAGCAAGUGCCCUGCAUUUUGUUGUCUGACUCCAACAGUGAAAAGAGUGAUCAAGAGAGUAGAGAUGAGGAGAUCGACAAUAAAGGCACGCCCAAAAGACGUAAAAGGAUCCGCAAAAUCAUUGAAGACAUGAAUCUCCGUGCUGAGACCCAGGAAGCACUGCGAGAGGAGGAGGAGAGAUGCAAACGGUUGGCUGAUCGGGAUCAUCAGAUGGAGGACUGGAGAGUGAUAAGUGUUAUAGGGGAUGAGCUGUCCCAAGUGCUGUGUCCCAUCACCACCAAGCUGAUCUUGGAUCAGAAUGAGGAGACAAAGGAGCCUCUCGUUCAGGUGCACGAGAACCUGGUGAGGAGACUGAAGCCUCACCAGGUGGACGGUGUCCAGUUUAUCUGGAACAGUUGUUGUGAGUCUGUGAAGAAGGCCAACUCUUCCCCAGGAUCAGGCUGUAUCUUGGCACACUGCAUGGGCCUGGGGAAGACUCUGCAGGUGGUAACGUUCCUCCACACGGUGCUGCUGUCAACAAACCUGAAAUUUAGAACAGCCCUGGUUGUGUGUCCACUUAAUACGAUCCUCAACUGGGCCAGCGAGUUCAAGAAAUGGCAAGACAGCAUGGGAGAGGACAAAGUCAAGGUUUCAAAGCAAUUAAAAAAGUGUUACAUUUUGUGCUUCAGAUGCUUUAUGUCUCACCCUUCGCAUGAUGUGCACAAACACACGCCUGUGAGCAGUUAUUGUUCAAACACAAUUAUGUUACAGGUUACAGAACUGGCUACAAUAAAGCAUCUUCGCGAACGAAUUAGAUCUCUGCAGAGGUGGCACACAGACGGGGGUGUUUUGAUAAUUGGGUAUGAGAUGUACCGCAUCCUGUCAGCGGCCAAGAAAAUCAAGAAUGAUGAGUGGAAGAAGGAGCUAAAGAACAUACUGGUGGAUCCAGGCCCAGACUUUGUGGUUUGUGACGAGGGGCACAUCCUGCGCAAUGAUGCAUCCAAUAUCUCCAAAGCUAUGAACGCCAUCAAGACCCGACGAAGAGUGGUGCUAACAGGCACGCCGCUGCAAAACAGCCUGGUUGAGUACCACUGCAUGGUCAGUUUCAUUAAGAAGAAUCUUCUGGGAUCACUGGGCGAAUUCAGAAACCGCUUCAUCAACCCCAUACAGAACGGCCAGUGCGCUGACUCCACGCCAAAAGACGUCCGAAUCAUGAAGAAGCGAGCACAUGUACUUCAUGCAGUGUUGGCUGGAUGUGUGCAGAGAAGAGAUUACUCUGAGCUGACUCAGUUUCUGCCUCCCAAACACGAGUACGUGUUGGCAGUGAGGGUUUCCCCGCUUCAGUAUGAGUUGUACCGCUACUACCUCGACCAUGUCACUGGUGUGGGUUCUGUGGCUAACAGAGCAAAGAUGAAGACCGGAGCAAACCUGUUCAAGGACUUUCAGGUGCUCAGCCAAAUUUGGACUCAUCCCUGGUGCCUCCAGCUCAACUACAUCAGCAAAGAAAACAAGGGAUAUUUUGAAAAGAAGACUCAAGCUAAAGCGGCAGCUCAGCUGAGAAAUGAGGAAGCCACUGUGUCUGAGAGUGGACUGAGACAGAAUGAAGGAACAGAAGGGAACAACCCCAACAACAGUACAGAGGGUAGUGAUGUGUCCAAAGGUGCUGCAGAUGUGGAAGGAGAGAAAGCGACCGUUAGCUCGAGGUCUCAGAGUCCAGAUGAAGGCUGGUACAAGAAUCUGUUGACUGAGGGGGAUGCCAAAAUCCUGGAGCACUCAGGGAAGAUGGUGAUCUUGUUCGAGAUCCUCAGAAUGGCAGAGGACCUGGACGAUAAAGUGCUUGUGUUCAGUCAGUCCUUGAUCUCAUUAGACUUAAUUGAGGAUUUCCUUGAGGCUUCUCACCAUGCCAGAGACCCAUCAUCAUUCAAAGCAGGUAGCUGGAUCAAGAAUGUUGAUUACUAUCGUCUCGACGGCUCCACCACUGCUAUGCUCAGGAAGAAAUGGGCAGAUGAGUUCAACAAUGCUACCAACUUGCGCGGACGAUUGUUUCUCAUCUCGACGAGAGCCGGCUCUCUGGGCAUCAACCUGGUGGCUGCCAACAGGGUCAUCAUCUUUGAUGCCUCAUGGAAUCCUUCAUAUGACAUACAGAGCAUUUACAGGGUGUACCGCUUCGGUCAGCUGAAACAGGUGUUUGUGUACCGCUUCUUGGCUCAGGGCACCAUGGAGGAGAAGAUCUAUGAUCGUCAGGUGACCAAGCAGUCUUUGUCCUAUCGAGUGGUGGAUCAGCAGCAGAUUGAGAGGCACUUCACCCUUCAUGAACUGACUGAACUUUACACAUUUGAGCCAGACCUGCUGAAUGACCCAAACUCGAAGAAAAGCAAGAGAACCACCUCUGUUUUGCCAAAGGAUAAGGUCCUGACGCAGCUAUUGCAAACCUGUAAAGACCAGAUAGUGUCUUACCAUGAGCAUGAAUCUCUGCUGGACCAUAAACAAGAGGAGGAGCUCAGUGAAGCAGAACGCAGAGCUGCCUGGGCUGAGUACGAGGCUGAGUCAAGCACAGCCAGCAUCUCAGUCAGCUCGAGCCAGGACAGUUUGGAUAUGAAGACCAAUGAACAGCUACUGGAAUUGCUUAACAAGUGCAGAGCAAAUGUAUCAGAGGCCUUCAUGUCCAUGCAGAGGAUCAGGUCUCACUCCAUUGAGGACUACAUAUCACAAGUGCGGCAACAGUAUCCUGACCUGCCUAAAGACCACAUUAAGGUCAAGGCUGAUAUUUGGAGACUGUGGGAUGAGAAGGAGAGGGAGCGUAGACAGGCCUUUUAUCGAGACGUCCUCGCACAGCAGCAAUCGCUCACAUUCAGCAUUCAGGCCAUACUGAACAGUCGAAGAAAUCAAGUGAUGCAGACUUCUGUGGCCUUGGUGGACCAGCCUGGACAGACUUGAACACAUAAAAUAAUUUUGUAGUGGGAAAAAGAAAGUGUGGUGCCUUUGUAUUUCAUGGACCUUAUUUCAUCACUGCUGUACCAGUGAACUGAAUGUAUGAUUUACCAAUAUGGUAAGAAAAGAGAGAACUGAUGUCCCAAAGCAUUGAAGCAACAUAACAAGCAUCAGGUGUCAUAGAACACAUAUCUCUAUUCCUUAGAGUUUCAAAUGUCUCAUUAUAGCAAUGUUCAGGCGCACUGACUGAGUUUUGAUUUGUAACACUCUAAGCACUUUAAUUUACGCAGCAUAUGUAGUUAAGUUGUACAAAUGGACCUAACAAGAGUUGGGAAAAGACCGGGUAGUUCUUCAGCUGCUUCAUACUGAAAAUAAUUUUGUGUGGCUCAGAACAUAAGUGGUGGUUUCAGCCUUAAUAUUUAAGCUUAAUAUGUUUUCCUUUUGAACCUUUUAUAUGUUUGUUAUCAGGUUUUAAUUCUGUAAUAAAUGAACAAAACUGA
Molecule: messenger RNA, 6505 nt
Organism: Toxotes jaculatrix (banded archerfish)
Lineage: Eukaryota; Metazoa; Chordata; Actinopteri; Toxotidae
Product: transcriptional regulator ATRX-like
Exons: 34
Coding region: 150-6011 (1953 amino acids)
Cellular component (GO): nucleus
Molecular function (GO): ATP binding; ATP-dependent chromatin remodeler activity; ATP hydrolysis activity
Source: RefSeq, a predicted model, not a curated record